AUGUCAUCAGAUCCCGGUGAAUGGAAGUUUGUCAUGGAUAACAUGAGACAAUUUUUGGUAAAAAAAGUUCCAGUGCAAAUACACAAUUUUGCCUUUCCUGUAAACAACAAAGGUAGACAAUUUUCACCUUCUUUAUACAAUCGAAAAUUGCCAAACGGAGCACAUGCUGUGCGAUCCUGGUUAAUUUAUUUACAAUCUCAAGAUUCGGACAAAAACAGGUUCGAAAUUCAUUUUUUAGGAUUCAUUCCCGUAGCGGAUACUUCUGGUAAAGGCCUAACUGAAAAUAUUCUUAAAGAACUAGAAGAUAAUCAAAUUUAUUUUGAAGAUAUGAGAGGCCAGGGAUACGAUAAUAGUUCGAACAUUAAAAGAAAAAGAUUGGGUGUUCAAAGCAGAAUAUUACAAUUAAAUCCACGUUCAGUUUUUGUUCCUUGUGCAUGUCAUUCCCUCAAUUUAUUUGUUAACGAUGCAGCUUCUGCUUCAGAUGAAAAUCGGGACAAUCAAACGAAACUUGAAGCCCAGUCAUUAUCAAAAAAAGUUUCUUGUUUUAAAUUUAUUUGUAGCCUAAUUAUGUGGUACGACAUUUUAUCAAAAGUAAAUAUUGUAUCAAAAAUAAUGCAGUCUCCAAAUUUAAAUUUAUUAAAUUGCAAUAAUGCUUUGAAAGAAGUUUUGGUUUUUUUAAACAAUUACCGUCAGGAUGAAACCUUUGUAAAAGUCGUCGAUGAAGCAAAGAAAAUAGCCGAAAUUCUUAUGAUUGAUAAUAAAUUCCCAGAUGUUUCAACGAUUCAAAUUCGUAAAAAGAAAGGCCAUUUUAAUUACGAAUCCAAUGACCUGCCUAUUAUAGAUUCACAGCAAAAUUAUAAAGUCAACUUUUUCUUCAACAACUGGACACCGCAAAUAAUUCAAUCGAUGAAAGAUUUGAACAGUUAA
This is a messenger RNA of Hydra vulgaris (swiftwater hydra), 927 nucleotides long. NCBI's taxonomy places the organism in Eukaryota, Metazoa, Cnidaria, Hydrozoa, Anthoathecata, Hydridae. The record is from RefSeq and is a predicted model, not a curated record.